AACAAAACGUAUGAUCAAAGUAUCUAUCAUAUAUUCCAUAUGAUUGAUUUGAACCAGUCUAUUUCUGACUUUGAAAUUGGCACGCGUACCCGUGCGAGAAUUUAGACACCAAACGCAUACUUCCCGCUUAGACAUGCUAUAAAUGCAGUCCGAUAGCCGUCAUCUUUGUGUAAUAAGUGUUGAUGAGAAAAUGUUGGCAAGACAGAAUACAAUCGCCAAAUUGGCAAGGCCAUGUUGCAUGAUCAGCAGACUGUUUAGCACCACAAGGCAACAGCUGCAACAAUCAGAGAGCGAAGGCAGACCGGCACUAGGUCAUCAAGAAGAGAAUGAAUUGUUGAACAAUAUUCGACAAGGUAAAGAAGAAAUGAUCAAGAUGGGAUUUCAUGGACCUAGCCUUUGGAUACAAAAUAUAUGUUGGGGAGAUCAUGAUCAAUUUCAGCAUGUUAACAACGUUCAUUACGUUCGCUUUUUGGAGUCUAAUAGAAUGUUGUUCGCUGAUAAAUUGGCGGAAAAGCUGGAACCUGCGAGAAGGAAGGAUAUCGUUACAGGAAAAGGAGAAAGCUUUAUCUUACAAUCGAUCGCAGUGCGGUACAGGAGACCGGUCGUAUAUCCUGAUACGCUAUUGAUCGGCAAAAAGCCUGUCCUACCUUUAGGAACUGAUAGGUUCACACUACAAGCAAGUAUUUAUUCUCUUGCACAAAAAGCAGUCGUGGCAACAGCAGAAGAGGUCUGCGUCAGUUACGAUUACCGCUCAUUAAGCAAAGCACCAAUCGCAGACGAUUUCAGGAAAGUAUUGGAAGAAGCAGGACAAAAGCCAGAAGAGUAAAUAGCAAGAGUCACACAAAAGCACUGAAGAUCAAAAUGAAUGCAUUGUGUAAUUACAACGUCAAAUUGAAAUUUGUUUUUGACUUUUUCUAGCUAUGCUUAGAUGGUUGGGUCUUGAACGGGUUGGUUACCUUUUGAACCAGGUCCGCCGGUGGUGUUGUCAAAUUCAGAUGGAUCUUUGCUUCCGACUUGUUGACGGCCUGCUUCUCCACCGACUUGUUCUUCUCCCUUUUCGGCACGAACGGCGUUAUCAAGACGACGUUGAUCGUCUUGGGAUGGUGGGACUUGUUUGUCGUUGAAUGUAGCU
Molecule: messenger RNA, 1132 nt
Organism: Meira miltonrushii
Lineage: Eukaryota; Fungi; Basidiomycota; Exobasidiomycetes; Exobasidiales; Brachybasidiaceae
Exons: 4
Coding region: 143-826 (227 amino acids)
Molecular function (GO): fatty acyl-CoA hydrolase activity
Source: RefSeq, a predicted model, not a curated record